UUUUAUUUUUUAUUUUUGAGACAAGUUCUCUGUCUCCCAGGCUGAAGUGCAGUGGUGCGAUCUUGGCUCACUGCAACCUCCGCCUCCUGGGUUCAAGUGAUUCUGGUGUCUUAGCCUCCCAAGUAGCUGGGACUACAGGCAUGUGCCACCACUCCCAACUAAUUUUCUGUAUUUUUAGUAGAGACGAGGUUUUACCAUGUUGGCCAGGCUGGUCUCAAACCCCUGACCUCAAGUGAUCCGCCUGCCUCAGCCUCCCAAAGUGCUGGAAUUACAGGCAUGAGCCACUGCACCUGGCCCAUUGUUAGUUUUUAAAAAUACAGGAUUUAGGCUGGGCGUGGUGGCUCAUGCCUGUGAUCCCAGCACUUCGGGAAGCCGCGGCGGGCGGAUCACUUGAGGUCAGGGGUUUGAGACCAGCCUGACCAACAUGGUGAAACCCCGUCUCUACCAAAAAAAUACAAAAAUUAGCCAGGCGUAGUGGCACAUGCCUAUGAUCCCAGCUACUGUGGAGGCUGAGGCAGGAGAAUCUCUUGAAGCCGGGAGGUGGAGGUUGCAGUGAGCUGAGAUCAUGCCACUGCACUCCAGCCUGGGGGACAGAGCGAGACUCCGUCUCAAAAAUAAAUAAAUAACUAAAAACAAACAAAAGCUAACCAUGGAAAAUGAUAUUGAUGGAUCCAAGUGAUACAGUUUGUUUCAACAUAUUGAGAUAUUGGAUCCUUUUAAAUUCUUUGUACUGCUCAUGACCAGUUGCCAUACACCGCAGAAUGUCAAUUGCCUACAAGGUAAAUUUCACAUCGGUCGACUUACCCUCCUGUCACUCCUGAUAAUGCACUCAUGGUUUAUGGGUUGUUUUAGUAGUAUGUGGUGAACUAUAAACUGUUACAAUGGGAGGAGUUUUUUUUUUAAACCUCUUAAAAGUUGAUGUAUAUAUAUCCUUACCACUAAGCAUAUCUUUUCAAUUAGGCAUGUGGCAAUUCCUUUCUUGAUGUUUUUAGGGAAAAUGAGCCAAAUAAUAUUUUAAAAAAUGUAUAAGCCAAGCUGGUUUCUAUCCUUUCUUCUAUUAAACUCAGGAUCACACAAGUAGGCAUGAGUGUGCACAAUAUUUAUGCCUUGCAUUGUUCUGAGAAUUAGUAAAAGAAUAUCUUGAAAGCAUGAUAUAACUUUGUAUUUGUAUCCAAAAAUAUACAAAGUUGUUGAAUUAAAAAAAAAAAAUAAUGCAGCUGGGCGUGGUGGCUCACGCCUGUAAUCCCAGCAUUUUGAGAGGCUGAGGCAUGCUUAUUGCUUGAACCCAGGAGUUUGAGACCAUCGUGGGCAACAUGGCAAAACCCUGUCUCUACAGAAAGUGUAAAAAACAGCCAGGAGGGGUGGUGUACAAGUGUCUUAGCUGAGGCUGAGGUGGGAGGAUUGCUUGAGCCCUGGAGGUCGAGGCUGCAGUGAGCAGUGAUCACGCCACUGCACUCCAGCCUGCGCAACGGAGUGAGACCCUGUCUCAAAAUAAUUAUUAUUUGACAUACCAAAUUUGGGCACAGUGACUAGAAACAAAAUUCCACUGAGUUGAGACAGCUAGGUUACAAAAUUAUUAGAUUACAAAAUAUUAGGUUAGAAGUACUACUGCAGAUGUUUAAACAAGGAAGAAAAAUACACAAGUGGCUAGAGGUGAGGAAAGGCCUGUCUCUAAAAGACAGAAUUUGUACUGGGCCUUUAAAGAUGAACAAUGUUGGCCGGGCGCGGUGGCUCACGCCUGUAAUCCCAGCACUUUGGGAGGCCGAGGUGGGCAGAUCACAAGGUCAGGAGAUCGAGACCGUCCUGGCUAAUACGGUGAAACCCUGUCUCCACUAAAAAAAAUACAAAAAAUUAGCCGGGCGUGGUGGCGGGAGCCUGUAGUUCCCAGCUACUCGGGAGGCUGAGGCAGGAGAAUGGUGUGAACCCGGGAGGUGGAGCUUGCAGUGAGCCGAGAUUGUGCCACUGCGCUCCAGCCUGGGCGAAGAGUGAGACUCCGUCUCAAAAAAAAAAAAAAAAAAAAAAAAAGAUGAACAGUGUUUACAAAGUUGGAGCAGAAGGGAAACUGGUGAGAAUAAAAGCUUAGGGUAUAUAUGGAGAAUGAGGACAGGGAAGACACUGGACUGACUGCUCAGAGCAAGGUAGGCGUGUUGAAGACCUAAGUACUGAUAGGAGCUAGAUUAGCCAGGGUAUUGAGAGCCUGGCAGAGGAGUUGAAAUUUGAUAAGGUAGAGAUAGGAAAUCACUGUAGGUUCUUGAAUGGGGAAAGCUUGAGAAGUUUUUGUUUUUGUUUUGAGUCUUUUAAAGGAAGAGCAAUGUGACAGUGGGAUAAUAUAAAUUUUAGAGAGGGACUGGGAUUCAAGGGAGGCUAGUUAGGAUGCUGUUGCAAUAUUCUAGAUGGGAAUUCACAAUAACCCAAACCACAAUUAUAAAAGUUACAUAGAAUUGGAGGAGAAAGGGAAAAACAGGAAUAUUUCAAAGACAAAAACAGUAAGAUUAGUGACCAAAUGCAAGUAAGAUGGCAGAAAAGAUAAUUCACAGUAUUCCCUGAUUUCUAGCUUGGGGAACUGGAAAAAUUGUGGUAUCACAGACAUAAAUGAGGACAUUAGGGAAAAAAAUCUAUUUGGGAGAACAAGACUAUUCAGUUUGGGAUUGUUGAAGCUAUGAUUUGACAUGUCCUGGCAAAAGUUGGAAAUAAAGAACAGUCAGAUUAGCCUGAUAGUGGUGUGCAGGAAGAAGGACUGCAAAUGGGACAUCCAGGCUAGGAAAUAGAAGGGUUUGGAGGCACAGGUGAUAUUUUUUUCAUGACUUCUUCCAGCUGAAGGUGGUGCCUUUUAGAAAAGAAAGGAGUAAAUAGGAAUAGAACAGUUAGCUCCCCAGAUGGUGUCGAAGAACAAAAUGAGAUUUUAUUUCUGGGCCAUUGUUUAAGAUCCUGGAACCGAUGAGUUUUUGGCAAGAAAUCAGGGAGUCACGAGGAAGAAAAAAAAAGAUUUUUUUUCUUUUUCUUUUUUUUUUUUUGAGAUGGAGUCUUGCUCUGUUGCUGAUGCUGGAGUGCAGUGGCACAAUCUUGGCUCACUGCAACCUCCGUCUCCUGGGUUCAAGCAGUUCUCCUACCUCAGCCUCCUGAGUAGCUGGGAUUACAGGCACCUGCCACCAUUCCCAGCUAAUUUUUGCAUUUUUAGUAGAGACAGGAUUUUACCAUGUUGGCCAGGCAGGUCUCGAACUCCUGACCUCAGGUGAUCUGCCUACCUCGGCCUCCCAAAGUGCUGGGAUUACAGGCAUGAGCCAGCGUGCCUGGUCUCUUUUUUGUUUUUUAAGCGGGAGGAGAGGAUCAUUGGGAGGGAAAUAGGAAAUUGUUGAAAGGAAGGAAAGAAAGAACCAAGUGAAAAAAUAAAGGUCUAAAAGAAAUAAUAAUAUUGUAGAAGAUACCCAGUGUUUCAUAAAGUUGUUAUAGGUGAAAGGAAGCCAAAUUUAUUGCUAACAUUUAUUGAGAGUUUACUAUAUGCCAGCACUGUGGCAAAUUGUUUAUAUGCAUUAUUUUAUUUAAUUCUUACAGUAAGUUCAACUUUUUUUCCCACUUGACAUUAUAUAGUGGACAUCGUUUUUGUUUUGUUUUGUUUUGAGACAGAGUCUCGCUCUGUCACCCAGGCUGGAGUGCAGUAGCACAAUCUUGGCUCACUGCAACCUCUGCUUCCUGAAUUCAAGUGAUUCUCAUGCCUCAGCCUCCCGAGUAGCUGGAAUUACAGACACAUACCACCAGGCCCGGCUAAAUUUAGUAUUUUUAGUAGAAAUGGCAUUUCACCAUGUUGGCCAGGCUGGCCAACUCCUCUCAAACUUCUGGCCUCAAGUGAUCCGCCCGCCUCAGCCUCCCAAAAUGCUGGGAUUACAGGUGUGAGCCACCGUGCCUACACUGUCAUUUUUAAUAGAUAGCAUAGUAUUCCAUUGUAUGAACAUUCAUUGUAGUAAGCUACAAUGAACUCUCCUGUAUGUACAUUUUCCCCACAUUUUUUGGUAUAUUCUUUUUCUUAAGUAACAGAUAAACAUUUUAAUUCUAUUUUUGGAUAAUAUCACAAUUCAAAAAUAAAAAUGUAAAAAAAUAAAUAACAAAAAGGUUUUCUUCCAUUCUUGUUCCUCCUGUCACCUGAACCACCAUUAGUUUUCUUGGCAUCUUUAUAUAAUUUCUUUGUUAUGUAAACAAAUAUAAAUACGUAUUCUUAUUCCCCCCCUUUUUUAUUCAGAAUGUAAAAAGCAUCUUGUGAUCAUCUCUUUAGCAUAAAAUCUUAAAAGUGGUAUUGCUGAGUAGAGGAUAGUUAAAAUCUUAAUACAUAUGGUCCAACUGUUCACGAGAGAGGUUGUACAAUUUAACCUUUCUACCAACAAUGCAUGAGUGUUACUAAAUUCAUGUUAUUUAUGUUCUAAUUUCAGUGUAUUUUUAUAUCUCAAAACUUAUGGGGAGUCCAGAAUAAAUGUUUAAAAAUCACUAUAAUUUAUAAGGUGAAUUCUGGUAUUAUACAGAAUUGAUUAUACAAAAUACUUUGGACUUAACUAAUAAUUUAUAACAGGCAAAUGGACCCAAUGAGAAGGAAAGGUUUGACCUAAGUUAUUAUUUAUCUUUCUGUGUUUUGCUUGUUGGAUAGGUGGAGAAACAGGUAGGAAUGAAAAGAUGGAAAAAUCCGUUUGUGGUAUAAAGAUAGAAGAUAGAGCUGAAUUAAACAAGUAAGCAAAGAGAAAUGGAGACAGACUUCAGAUGAGAGUGAAAAAAGGGUAAACAAUUCCAAAUUGAUUAUCUGAAGAAAUGGAUACUUCUCCCUCCAGAAAAUAUCCAGUUAAAAAACGGGUGAAAAUACAUCCCAACACAGUGAUGGUGAAAUAUACUUCUCAUUAUCCCCAGCCUGGCGAUGAUGGAUAUGAAGAAAUCAAUGAAGGCUAUGGAAAUUUUAUGGAGGAAAAUCCAAAGAAAGGUCUGCUGAGUGAAAUGAAAAAAAAAGGGAGAGCUUUCUUUGGAACCAUGGAUACCCUACCUCCACCAACAGAAGACCCAAUGAUCAAUGAGAUUGGACAAUUCCAGAGCUUUGCAGAAAAAAACAUUUUUCAAUCCCGAAAAAUGUGGAUAGUGCUGUUUGGAUCUGCUUUGGCUCAUGGAUGUGUAGCUCUUAUCACUAGGCUUGUUUCUGAUCGGUCUAAAGUUCCAUCUCUAGAACUGAUUUUUAUCCGUUCUGUUUUUCAGGUCUUAUCUGUGUUAGUUGUGUGUUACUAUCAGGAGGCCCCCUUUGGACCCAGUGGAUACAGAUUACGACUCUUCUUUUAUGGUGUAUGCAAUGUCAUUUCUAUCACUUGUGCUUAUACAUCAUUUUCAAUAGUUCCUCCCAGCAAUGGGACCACUAUGUGGAGAGCCACAACUACAGUCUUCAGUGCCAUUUUGGCUUUUUUACUCGUAGAUGAGAAAAUGGCUUAUGUUGACAUGGCUACAGUUGUUUGCAGCAUCUUAGGUGUUUGUCUUGUCAUGAUCCCAAACAUUGUUGAUGAAGACAAUUCUUUGUUAAAUGCCUGGAAAGAAGCCUUUGGGUACACCAUGACUGUGAUGGCUGGACUGACCACUGCUCUCUCAAUGAUAGUAUACAGAUCCAUCAAGGAGAAGAUCAGCAUGUGGACUGCACUGUUUACUUUUGGUUGGACUGGGACAAUUUGGGGAAUAUCUACUAUGUUUAUUCUUCAAGAACCCAUCAUCCCAUUAGAUGGAGAAACCUGGAGUUAUCUCAUUGCUAUAUGUGUCUGUUCUACUGCAGCAUUCUUAGGAGUUUAUUAUGCCUUGGACAAAUUCCAUCCAGCUUUGGUUAGCACAGUACAACAUUUGGAGAUUGUGGUAGCUAUGGUCUUGCAGCUUCUCGUGCUGCACAUAUUUCCUAGCAUCUAUGAUGUUUUUGGAGGGGUAAUCAUUAUGAUUAGUGUUUUUGUCCUUGCUGGCUAUAAACUUUACUGGAGGAAUUUAAGAAAGCAGGACUACCAGGAAAUACUAGACUCUCCCAUUAAAUGAAUACCUGAUUAUUAUUGUCUCAUUAAUGUUCAGUUAUUAUGUAUACUGCCAUUUUAAUGUUUACCUAUGAAUGUCUUUUGUGUUAUAUAACUGACAGAGUGCUAUAAAAUAUAUAAUAUAUACAAAUGCAGAAAAUUUAUUCUAGUCUAAUAUAUUCAAAUACAAAUAUUAAAUAUAUGAAAUACGUUA
Molecule: messenger RNA, 6219 nt
Organism: Homo sapiens (human)
Lineage: Eukaryota; Metazoa; Chordata; Mammalia; Primates; Hominidae
Gene: SLC35G2
Product: solute carrier family 35 member G2
Exons: 2
Coding region: 4792-6030 (412 amino acids)
Cellular component (GO): membrane; synaptic vesicle membrane; plasma membrane
Source: RefSeq, a predicted model, not a curated record